Messenger RNA from Manis pentadactyla (Chinese pangolin), 2414 nucleotides. RefSeq names its product leucine rich repeat containing 56 (gene LRRC56). Bases 202 to 1875 code for a protein of 557 amino acids. Lineage: Eukaryota; Metazoa; Chordata; Mammalia; Pholidota; Manidae. Gene Ontology annotation, molecular function: protein binding. The transcript has 13 exons. The record is from RefSeq and is a predicted model, not a curated record.
CUUAGGCCCCGCAUCCCCGCUGCUGGAAGAACUACCCGGAGUCUGAGAGGCCUCCGAGCGGAGGGCGCCCAGGGCCGAGCCCCAGGGCCGCGGCGCCGGAGCCCAUCCCUCAGGUGCUGCCUGGAGCCAUAUGCCACUGCCUUGUCUGGAUGUUGGACCCACAGUGGGAAAAGGCAGCUGCCUCCAGCAGGUUGGGUGUGAAUGGACCAGGCCUGGGACGGAACCUGUGGGCCUCGGCCCAGCACGGCCAGUGUCCAAGUGCGGGAGCUGAGCUGGCAGGGCCUGCACAACCCCUGCCCACAGAGCAAGGACCGGGGCAGCCAUGGGGGCAGUCACUGCGAGCCGCUGGUGGAGUACCUGUCACCUGCCCGGCUGCAGGCCCUAGCCCAGGUAGAUGACCUCCGACUGGUGAGCAUGCUGGAGAUGUGUGUGAAUACCCGUGACAACAGCCUGGGGACCUUUGGGGUGCAUCUACCCAACCUCCGGCACCUGAAGCUGAAUGGCAGCUGCCUGGGCUCCGUGCGAGACCUGGGCACCUCCCUGGGCCACUUGCAGGUGCUGUGGCUGGCUCGCUGUGGCCUGACUGACCUGGAUGGCAUUGGCUCAUUCCCAGCCCUGAAGGAACUCUACGUCUCCUACAAUGACAUCUCAGAUCUGAGCCCGCUGUGCCUGCUGGAGCAGCUCGAGGUGCUGGACCUGGAGGGCAACAGCGUGGAGGGUCUGGGGCAGCUGCGCUACCUGCAGCUGUGCCCAAGGCUGGCCACGCUCACCCUGGAGGGCAACCUGGUGUGCCUGCAACCCAGCCCCUGCAACAAGGCACCCCAGGGCUACAACUACCGAGCAGAGGUGAGGAAGCUCAUGCCCCAGCUGCAGGUCCUGGACGAGGUGCCGGCCAUGCACACAGACCUGCCAGCCUCCUGGAAGCUGGACCGGGACUGGCUCAUGGUGAAGGAGGCCAUCAAGGAAGGCAGUGUCCUGGACAGCCUGCUCCCCAGGCUGGAUCGUCCCCAUGAAGCACCCAUUUGGGGACUCAGCCCUGAGCUGUCCCUGCCUGAGACCCAGCCCCAGGCCCCGAGGCCCUGGCCCCUCUCCCUGCUGGUCCCUGGGGACCCUGUGCCUAAAGGUCUGCUUCCCGAGGACACAGCCCCAGAGGAUGACACCAGCAACCUCACCCAUGGUGCCGGCCCGGUCCUCUGCGGGAACCCCACCAAGGGCUUGCGGGAGCGCCGGCACAAGUCCCAGGCCUGGGCACCCCCGGAGCAGCUGCCCCCAUAUAGGCUGGAAGACAAGGUUGCCACCCUGGGGUCUGACCCUGCAGACAGCCAUGACCUCCUGGCCUUGGCUGGGCUUCAGGCCUGGAGGGAGCAGUGCCUGCGUAGGUGUCUGGAGUCCCAGCAGGAAGGGAUGGCAGCCCCCUGGGGCUCACAGAGGGGCCCAGAAGAGCAAGAGGGCAAGGCUGUGCCCAACAUCCCCCAGAUUCCCCUGAGCCUGGUUUCAGGUACUGAGAGUGACCCCCCACCUCAGAGCAGCUGGGCCCCGAGUGGCACUGAGCCUUCCAGGAUCUCGGGCUAUGUGCUGCUCCCUCCUCCCCACAAGCUCCCCAGGCCACCCGAGUCAGGCAGUGGCUCCUGGUGGUCCACAGACCUUCAGUUCUGGGGGCGACGGCUCAGAGCCCUGGGCAGCUUGAAGCCUGGCCCGGGUCAGGGGCUGGCUGCAGUGACUGCUCUCAAAGCCCUGGCAGUGGCUGCAGGUCCGAGCCCUCAAGCCCAGGGAUGUCCAGGCCCAACGCCAGCCCCAGGUCCAGUGGUGAGACCCCCAGGCCUCCAGGGCAGGCCACACCUAAGCCCCAUCACCCCAGCCCAGUCCCACCCCUAGUGUAAGCCCCCACCCACUGUCGAGCUGGCCUGAACUGUGGCUACAGGACCCCAGUGUGGUCAUGGGAGCCCCGUGUGAAUUCUGGCCCCAGAUACAGGAGAUCUGGCUGGGUGUGUUUGGGGGCGGGAAGUGGGCCCAACACAGAAAAGGGAGUAGAGUAGUGGGGAAUGGCACUUCCCGAGCUCAGGACAGGAUGGCCCAGGUCCCCCCUUUUGGUCCAGGUGCCUGCUCCCUCCUGUGGCCUGACCUUCCCAGCAGUAGACAGAAGGGCCGGCUGGCAAGAGCUGCAGAUGUUCCCAGGCCAAGGUGGCCAGAACUGGCCUGUUCACUCCCUGGCAGGCCCUUGCUGCCCCAGGACUCAGCCACCAGGCCUCCCACCCCUGGUGGGCUUGAGGGGUUCCCCUGAGAGGGAGGGGCGGCCAGUCCCCCUUCUUGGGGCAGGAUUUUGGGACCCAAGUGAAUGAUUUUCAGCUCUCACGUGCACAGAAAUGCGGUUUACUUGGUAGGAGACGUUGGUUCAAUAAAACACGCAUCUGGCA